Molecule: messenger RNA, 5756 nt
Organism: Coregonus sp. 'balchen'
Lineage: Eukaryota; Metazoa; Chordata; Actinopteri; Salmoniformes; Salmonidae
Source: the annotation of a GenBank genome assembly
GUGGAGUCUAAUCACGUGAUAUGGACGUCUCGCCUCCUCUUAUGUGGUUGAAUUUUGUUGUUUUAAAAACAAAUUACGACAAGCUUUGACAUUAGGUAAUUAUUAUAUUUUCGUUUAUUUACAUAACGUUUACAUGUAUUUUAAAAUGUAUGGAUAUGUUUCAGCCAAUGACUGGUUUCAGCCCAAGCAAGCUUUAGGUUAGAUUUAGGUUUAGGCAGCAAUAUGGCGACUCCCAUGGAUACAGCAUGAAUGUCCUCAGUUCAGUCUCUUUUUGACCUGUUGUUGUGGAUGACAGUCUCAAUGAUGUUUUUAGAGUACUUUUAGAGUGCAUUUUCCUCUAAAUUUAAUUUUGUUGUAAAAGUUUUCGAACGAAAUGCCUACACCAGACUACAAGAAAGUUUUGCUUGAAUGAAUUUCCAAGGCAGUCUGCGCUACAGUGCUGUCCUUGGUUGAGCUUACACUCAAAGACUGUAAUUGCAGUUUGAAUACCCUAGAUGGCGAUGUUGCCAUAUAAACGCAACAUGAAACAAUCUCAACGAUUCUACCGAGUUGCAGUUCAAAUAAGGAAAUCAGUCAAUUGAAAUAAAUAAAUUAGGCCCUAAUCCAUGGAUUUCACAUGACUGGGCAGGGGCGCAGCCAUGGGUGGGCCUGGGAGGGCAUAGGCCCACCCACUGGGGAGCCAGGCCCAGUCAAUCAGAAUUCGUUUUUCCCCACAAAAGGGCAUUAUUACAGACAGAAAUACUCCUCAGUUUCAUCAGUUGUCCGGGUGGCUGUUCUCAGACGAUCCUGUAGGUGAUCGCCGGUUGUGGAGGUCCUGAGCUGGCGUGCUUACACGUGGUCUGCGGUUGUGAGGCCGGCUGGGCGUACUGUCAUAUUCUCUAAAACGACAUAGGAGGUGGCUUAUGGUAGAGAAAUUCUCUAGCAACAGCUCUGGUGGGCAGUCAGCAUGCCAAUUGCACGCUCCCUCAAAACUUGAGACAUCUGUGGCAUUGUGUUGUGUGACAAAACUGCACAUUUUAGAGUGGCCUUUUAUGGUCCCCAGCACAAGGUGUGCCUGUGUAAUGAUCAUGCUGUUUAAUCAGCUUCUUGAUAUGCCACACCUGUCAGGUGGAUGGAUUAUCUUGGCAAAGGAGAAAUGCUCACUAACAGGGAUGUAAACAAAUUUGUGCACAAAAUCUGAGAGAAAUAAGCUUUUUGUGCAUAUGUAACAUUUCAGCUCAUAAAACAUGGGACCAACACUUUAUAUGUUCUGUUUAGAUUUUGGUUCAGUAUAGAUUGACACUAAAAUGAAUAUACUGUAGAUGAUCAUUUUAAGAAAUACAGUGCCUAUAGAAAGUCUACACCCCCUUGAACUUUCUUUCACAUUUUGCUGUCUUAAAAUUACAUAAUGCCCUACCCAAACCUCAUUCUUUCAUUGUGCAAUUAUAGGCCUACUGCACUCAGCCACACAGAAUGUGACCAGUAAAAGAGGAAAUUGUCAUUUUAAUAUCUGACCUACCCUUAAAGUUAGAAUCCUUUAUUUGCUACAUCCAUUUUUGGACUUAUCAGUUAAUGAGAUGGCUAUUGAUUAUUGAGGAAUAUAACUUAUAAAUUCCUCAUGAGCUUUAGUUCAACGGUCGUACCCCAUCAGAAUUCAAAAUAUAAGCUUGUUUUAGGCAUAUGAUUGUAAACAAUGUAAAUGUCAACAAACACUGUAUAGCCUCAAAACAUCGUUAAAACUAUAAUAUUGGAUAUCAUGGAUGGUCUGUCCUUGCAUCUAUAGCUCUGUCUAUAAAUUUGAGAGUGGUUAUAUUUCUCCAGGCCCAUCCUUCAGCUUUUCACUAAAACACAGGCGGGGUGACCCUUUGUUAUUGUUUCAACUAAGGAUUUUAGCUUUAAAGGGAUAGUUCACCCUAAUUACAAAGUGAUAUAUUGGUUUCCUUGCCCUGUAAGCAGUCUAUGGAAAAGGUAUGACAAAAAUCCAUGCUUUGAUUUAAUCUGCGCUUCAGGUCAAAAUCAUCCUAAAGUAUCAACAAAAGUCUAUUGUGUAGCUCAAUUAAGUUACUUACAGAUGAUUUGGACAUGAAGCACGGAAAUGUUAAUAUAGGUACCAUUGACUUGCAUUGGAUUUAUGCUAAAAAUGCUUAAAAGCUAGCAUUUAAAACAGUGGCCAGGUAAACAAAACCAAAGCAUGGGCUGCUGUCAUAGCUGGUCCAUAGACUGCUUACAGGGUAAGGAAACUAUCCCUUUAACAAAACAGACUGAUAUGAUAAAGACGACAAUAAACAGUAACAGAUCCAAGAGAAAUAUGAUUAUUUCAUGAGUUGGAUGAUCAAAUGUGCAAAUUAUCUGAAUGUGUACUCCUUUUGGCGCAAAGAUCCUUAUGAAAUGUGGGAUGAUCCAGUUCUCAGUGAAUGGUGGUCUGACCUUUUUGGUAAAAAAAAAGUGUUUUGUGGAAUUUGUCAAUUUUGGACAUUUCAUAUAGAUUAGAACAUCUUUAUAACAUUGUAAACUCAGCAAAAAAAGAAACUUCCCUUUUUCAGGACCCUGUCUUUCAAAGAUAAUUCGUAAAAAUCCUAAAUAACUUCACAGAUCUUCAUUGUAAAGGGUUUAAACACUGUUUCCCAUGCUUGUUCAAUGAACCAUAAACAAUUAAUGAUCAUGCACCUGUGGAACAGUCGUUAAGACACUAACAGCUUACAGACGGUAGGCAAUUAAGGUCACAGUUAUGAAAACUUAGGACACUAAAGAGGCCUUUCUACUGACUCUGAAAAACACCAAAAGAAAGAUGCCCAGGGUCCCUGCUCAUCUGCGUGAACGUGCCUUAGGCAUGCUGUAAGGAGGCAUGAGGACUGCAGAUGUGGCCAGGGCAAUGUCCGUAUUGUGAGACGCCUAAGACAGCGCUACAGGGAGACAGGACGGACAGCUGAUCGCACUCGCAGAGGCAGACCACGUGUACCAACACCUGCACAGGAUCAGUACAUCCGAACAUCACACCUGCGGGACAGGUACAGGAUGGCAACAACAACUGCCCGAGUUACACCAGGAAAAUACAAUCCCUCCAUCAGUGCUCAGACUGUCUGCAAUAGCCUGAGAGAGGCUGGACUGAGGGCUUGUAGGCCUGUUGUAAGGCAGGUCCUCACCAGACAUCACCGGCAACAACGUCGCCUAUGGGCACAAACCCACCGUCGCUGGACCAGACAGGACUGGCAAAAAGUGCUCUUCACUGGCGAGUCGCGGUUUUGUCUCACCAUUGGUGAUGGUCGGAUUUGCGUUUAUCGUUGAAGGAAUGAGCGUUACACCGAGGCCUGUACUCUGGAGCGGGAUCGAUUUGGAGGUGGAGGGUCCGUCAUGGUCUGGGGCGGUGUGUCACAGCAUCAUCGGACUGAGCUUGUUGUCAUUGCAGGCAAUCUCAACGCUGUGCGUUACAGGGAAGACAUCCUCCUCCCUCAUGUGGUACCCUUCCUGCAGGCUCAUCCUGACAUGACCCUCCAGCAUGACAAUGCCACCAGCCAUACUGCUCGUUCUGUGCGUGAUUUCCUGCAAGACAGGAAUGUCAGUGUUCUGCCAUAGCUAGCGAAGAGCCCGGAUCUCAAUAACAUUGAGCACGUCUGGGACCUGUUGGAUAGGAGGGUGAGGGCUAGGGCCAUUUCCCCCAGAAAUGUCCGGGAACUUGCAGGUGCCUUGGUGGAAGAGUGGGGUAACAUCUCACAGCAAGAACUGGCAAAUCUGGUGCAGUCCAUGAGGAGGAGAUGCACUGCAGUACUUAAUGCAGCUGGUGGCCACACCAGAUACUGACUGUUACUUUUGAUUUUGAUUGUUCACGGACACAUUAUUCAAUUUAUGUUAGUCACAUGUCUGUGGCACUUGUUCAGUUUAUGUCUCAGUUGUUGAAUCUUGUUAUGUUCAUACAAAUAUUUACACGUAAGUUUGCUGAAAAUAAACGCAGUUGACAGUGAGAAGACGUUUCUUUUUUUGCUGAGUUUAUAUCUGUCAUUGAACAGUCCACUCACCAGGGUCUUCUUGUCACUGGUACUGUGAGUGUGCUACUCUAAGCAACAGUAAUGAGGGUCUCCACAAGCAAACUCCAGCAGAUGGCCAUCUACACCACCUUGUUGACUGGUGCUGGCUGCGGCACGAUGUACUACCUUCUGCAAAGUAAGUAUCACUCAGUGUAGGUGUUGCCAUGGAUCAUUCAUUGUUCUUUAAUUUUAGGGAGUGAAUGUAAGAAAGUGAAUGAAAGCAAAAUGUGCUCAUGUAAGUAUUUCUGCCUGCCACUCUUUGUUUUCUUUGCUAGAGAACUUCUCGCGGUCGGACUACCACCGUCUAGCCCUGGAGCAGCUGAAAGCCAACCAGACAGCCAUGGACAGUCUGGGAGCACCACCCCUGAAGGUCCACAACAUCCACCUGUCUGACCGACACAACCGGGUGGAACCUUACACAGCUGAGGUAGCUCUCUGAGGGUCAUUCCACCUGUAUGGGAACAAACUAGGAGCAUCACCAGCAUUACCAUCAUCCAUCACCGUUUGCUAGAUAUUCAUAAUACUUUAUAUGUUUCAGAUCAAAAUCCCAGUGACAGGAUCUAAAGAUGGUGGCUACCUCUACACAUCCUCAGUAAGAGACCCCCAAACACUUGGGUAGGUACUCUUAAUCAAUAUUAUUCUAUAGAAAUACACUCUUAGAGGAAAUUGAUUGAUCCAUAGAAUGAAAACAAGUACUGUAUGUACUGACCUUCAAAGUACAUAAAGGCUGUUCGACCCCAUGCAAUUGAAUGCUGUUGUUCAUCAUACAGUACCCUCCUCUCUCUUUCCCUGGCGGCGCUAGGUGGAAUUUAACGCAGGCAGUGCUGCAGCUUAGAGAGGGUCAGCGUAUUGACCUUCUCACCUUCACACCAUCAACACCACCGCCAAAUAAGACAGAGGGACUUGAGACAGGCAACUGGUCCUCCUGAUCUGCUCACCAGUCACCAAAACUACAGUGGGAUGAAGAUAGAACUGCUGCAAUUGUCCUCCUGUCAUCAUGCAUGGUGUCGCCAUAGCUUUAUCAAUUGAAGUGUAGAUAGUCAUAUUUGAAAAAAGCACCAGAGUGCAGUGCACACCAUUGGAUACUUAUUUAGACAAAGGGCAUACACAAGCUGCCUCUUGGUUUGGAAUCACCAUAGUAAUGUCGAUGAUUUGACCAAUGUUUAUUGAUGCUACUUUGUACAUGACAUUUACAUACAGGGUAUAUACUGUAUAAGAAACAGGAAAGAAGUGUUAUGUCCAUUAAAUGUCAUGCAUAUUUCUUAUAAACAGUGCUGUCCUGAGCAAAAUGUGAAUCCUACUUAGAAGAAUGAAAGGACAAUGACAGCGCAGCAAUUGUUCUACACAUUCCUAGUAUAAUACAAUGCAUCUUAUGAACAUUUCUCCAAAUGAACCAUGUAAUUGCCAGUGUUGGGGAUGCUACUCUGAAAAUAUUUUGCCAGUUACCAAUUACUUCACACUGGAAGAAGUUAAGCUACAUUAAGCUACCUUUAAGAAAAAUAUAGUUUACUUAACUAAAGUUACUUUGAAAAAGUAGUUCACUACAUUCAAACUACUUUGUGAAUAAUUAUAAUUAAAUCUGAAAUGUCAUGGAAUACAAAUUGCAAGAACUUAUCACUCUGUACUAAGAUGUUAACAGAAUGUGUAAUUUAUCCUAUUAAACACAAAAAACUGUUUCAAGUGAGAAUAAGUCAGGUCUGGUGACAAAAAAAGAAAGGACAUUUUUGCCUACUUCAUCCAUAUUUUCUUUUGGCA